GCUAGUGCCCCUGGCUGUCUCAUGUCGCAGAAAAUGUCGGGCCAAAAGCUGACGGUUGGUCGACAAAGACUGGAAUCCGGUCGUUUUAAUAUUCAUCACACACCCGGUGGCCGUCCAAUGUCGACUUGAUAUGGCACAGCUACUUGUCGCUUGCCUUACCCCAGACCUGGUCGGGGCCCGUGCGUGGCCCGAUGGCGGGGCGAUGUGGAACAGGCGGUGCCGCACACCCUGGGCCUGGCGUCUCGAAUUCGCAGACCUCCUCGACCACCUCCGACAGACAUGGUUCCAUCCACGUCGAUCCGACACGAAUCGCACAGGCGUCGCGCCCACCCCUUUCCCAAGAGAGCCUCAACAUGGCACCAUGUGCCAGCAGUGCCAGCAACUCGAUAUGCCUCUUCCUACCAAGCUGUACACACCUCCUUGCCCCUGAUAAUCUGCAAGCACCCGGCUUGCCAUGCCUCUUUCCAGUUUCCAGCUUUUGUCUGUACUCCGUAUCUCUGUCGUUCUUUUAUUUUUAUUUUUAUAGUCAUUCCCUUAGCUCAACAGCCCACAGCUCAGGUCAUUCUGGAAGAUCCUGGCGGAUCUUGAUCUACGUUGCAUUUUGAUACCCACUUGGGCCUUCUGUCGUUUCUGCUCCCCUGCUACCCGUCGUUUAAUCCCUUGGUCUCGCCCCUGCCUAGCCUCUGGCAGCUUUUCGCUUCUUCUCCUUUUCCCUUCUGUUUCCUCACCUACACUCUCUUUUGGUGAUGAUCUUUGGACUUGGUUAGGAACCAUCCACUGUGACUUCCUUGCCUUGACUGGGCAGGUCCCGCUUUCUGUUCACCCACUCUCUUUAACACUAAUUUACAAUUCUAUCGACGAAUACCCCGAUCCGACUCGACGCCGGACAAACACACGCACGAAGCAAUAAUAAUACUGGGACGACCAACACACAAACCGACAAUGAUUUGGCAAAGGACAUUGGUGGCUUCGCUCCUGGCGAUGGGGGCCCAGGCUGGAAUUGGCGACAUGGUGGCCGAGGGCAUGAUGAGGGGGAGUCCAUCCGUCGAGAGGAGGUUACAAGAAAUCGCAAAGGCAAACAUCUUGUCAAGAGGAUACAUGGAGAUCAGGCAAGCACCGGGACUGUCAACGGGCAUUGGCAGCAACACACCCGUGAAUCCUGACGGGACCGUCGACAUGGAGAGGUGGAAUGAGGAAGUCAACCAAGCUUGCAGAGACUCGCUCGAAACUCUCAACGUGGCCUCGAACCCAUCAGGCGCCUGCAUCUGUUACAACCUCCCCGUCCUCAACAACGUCACAGGCACCUUCGAAGCCGACCUGAGGCUUUUCCAAAUUAGCCCACCAACCGGUGACUUUCAGGGCAUUCCGCAGGAGCAGAUCAACGUUGCACUGAGUUACAACGGCGCGUCGGUCGCCGAGAAGGAGGGAGGCGCUGCUCGACAAGGCCCAGAACCAGCCGAGGAAGGGAGGCUGCGGCUACUCCGGUCGUUCCUGUUUGUUGGUCGGAUCAACAAUGAUGCAAUGGGAGGGGAGGAGAUUCCCAUGGCCCAACUGCAAGCUCUAGUCAUGCCCAUCGUCACGUUGUCCGCCGUCAACGCAGACGGCCAGACCGUGGCCACCAACGUGUCAGUGAACGAGGCCGCCUUCGUUUCUGGUGUCUUUUCGCAAGAGGUCGUCAUGAGUACCUUCCGCCUAGCCGAACUUGCUGUGGAGGAAGAAGUUGCUCGUCUCAAGAAUGGCACCACCGCUUUUGUCCUUCCCGGUGUGCAGCUGCUGAUUUUCCCCAUCGGUCUUAUCAUCACGAGCAUUUGGCUGGUCAUUGGUGUGGCUGCCUAUGGCAUGGGCACUUAUGCGCGGUACAACUUCCGGGAGUCUCACAGAAGGAUGGUGGCGAAGACACAGAAGGGGACCAUGGCUCGUUUUUAAGCCAUCGUUUCCCACUCUCCUUGAUACCAGCCGCUCGCUUACACCCUGGGGGCAGCACUUUGUCUUUUUCUGUCUGAGUUUUCUACGUCUUUCGCCAUCCUCACCUUGGUAUUUAUUACUGCCAUAUAAUGGGACUGAAGAUGCUCAGCCCAGACCGUAUAUUUUCUGUACAUACAUAUCCUCAUAGCGCUUGAGUUAUGGUGACAUUUGUUACCAGCUGAACAUAGAAUUAUUCCAAAGCAGCAGAACCACGUCACCUUAAUAAUGGUUAUGCCCGCAAGCAACCUCUAGCUCUCUUCCCUUAGUUUACUUCCAACCUAAGCCCUUCGCCGCACUCUCACCAUGAAGUCUUUGUUGCACGCCACGCCCCCUCGAUCAACAUAUUUGCCAGCCGAGACAACCUCAAAGUCAAACCUUCUCACAAUCUCGGGCAAAACCUUGUACAUCUCCAUCAUGGCAAUUUCCUUCCCCAGACAAACUCUUGGUCCCAUGCUGAACACGAAAUUCGCCGCCUCCAUCUCGGCUCGACGUUUCUCGUUGCCAUUAAGCCACCUCUCAGGCUCGAAAGCCUCGGCGUCGGGGCCAUACAACUCGGGAUCACGACCCACGACGUAUGGAUUGCUGCACACCUCUGCUCCUUGAGGAACAUGCACCCCGUCAAUGACGGUGCCGCCCUUUUCGAGAAUAAUGCGACCGAACAGAUUCGGAGCAGGAGGGUUGACUCUCAGUCCCUCCUUGAUGCAAGCAACAAAAUACGGCAGAUGCUGUUUGGUCUCCUCAUACAACACCGGCGUAGACAGCAAACCCUUCUCAUCUGCCACCUCGAUCUCCCUUCUUGCCUUUUUCAUACACUCGCCGUGCUCCAGCAUCAAUCUCAGCACCGCCCCGAGCCCGCUACCCGUUGUGUCUGCCCCGGCCUGGAUCAGAAGCGUGGCGUGGGCCUCCUUUUGCGCCCUGGUCAACGGCUCGCCGUUCCCAUCUCGUGCGUCAAAGGUAUAGUCGAGGUAAUCCCUCAUUUUCCCCUCCCCCCCGAUCCCUUGUUCUCGUUCUUGUUCCCGCUGGGCAACGGCAAGUUUGGCUUGUGAGGCCAGAUACCCGCUUCCCGUCUUGUCAUCCACCUUGGGCAUGAUCAAGCCCCUUAUCCACGGCGAUGAAAGAAUCAGCUCCCGGAAGCUGUUGCACCUCGCGGCGAAGGCAAACAUGGGGAGGGACUCGCGAAAGGCGGAUAAAAGCCGGCGCUCGUCACGGUCGUGGGCGAUGAAGCCCCAUGGUUUGCCAAACACGAGGAGGGUCAUGACAUCGGCGGCGAACUGGGCGAGCUUCUCACCCAUUUGGAAGGGCUCAUGAUCGGGUGGGAGGAGGGAGAGUUGGUUGACGAAGAAGGUGACGAGGUUGUCGAUGCGGGGUUCCUGGAAGGUUUUGAGGUAGGAGACGCUCCAGUGAGUGCCGCCGAGGGAUUUGCGGAGGGAUUUGUGGUCUUCGGCGGGUAUGGUGGAGAAGAGGGAGGUUGGGCCGAGGGCGCCGGUGCCGUAGAGGGAGCCCUUGUGGUUAUGGGUUGGGGACCAGUAGAUGGGUUUGAGGGAGGAGGCGUGGGGGAAGAAGAGGAGGGUGGGGGGGGGGUAUUUCUUGGUGAGGUUGUGGAGGAAUUCGGGCUCACGGCCGAGGAGGGAGAGGGCGGCAAGGGGGAGGGAGGUUAGGCGGGUGUAGAAUGGUGCUGGGAAGGAGGAGAGGGGGUGGAAGAAGAAGUUUGUGAGGAUACGGCGGAUGACCAGGCAGAGGAGGAGGGUUGGAGGGAGGAGGAGAAGUUGCGUGGGUGAAAGCAUGGUGUUGAUGCUCUACAGCCUCUAAUUAUGCCCGUAAUGCAAGCAGUGUAUCGGAUAUGCACCGUCUCGAUCGAGGGAAAUAGAGAGGGUUGAGGUCUUCUCACAGACUAAGAAUACCAAUCUACCACUGGGAGCAGAAGGACCUUCGCAGCCUGGGCGCCCACACCCAUUUAUUUACGACAACAUACAUUCCACAUAUUCAUUCAAGUCUCAAUUCUACUCGCACAUCCCGCUUCAGACAACUACCGGGGCUGGAUCAUUACAGAAUGGAGGAGCGGCUUGGGGCCUUAUUGGACGUCCCCUAGGAGGGACGCAUAUCUCCCGCACAACGGCCCGCCCAUCACCGGUCAAGGACUCGGGAGUAUUACCGAGUCAACCGGCGACAUGUGGAUGCUACCUGUACGACGUUGCGAUGUUUCUCCUCGGGCUGGGACCUGAUAUGCAUGUGAGCCCUUGUGCUACUCCAACGACUCCAAUAUUUAAAGUGGCUUGCUGCGUCCGGUCACGAGAGGAACCAUGUUUGCCAGCCUCACCAUCAACUAGAUAGAAUUGGACUCGUCGAAAAGGGGCAAAAAGGGGGCAUUACAUGUGGGGGUUAGGGUCUUUUGGCCUUGGAGAAGGGGGGGUUGCACUGGGGUGGAAUGAGUAGAGAUCAGGAGUCAAUUUCAAACCUUAAGAAAGGGCAAUCCAAAGAGGUUCUGCUGGUCAAUGUAAUAUCAC
Molecule: messenger RNA, 4469 nt
Organism: Podospora pseudopauciseta
Lineage: Eukaryota; Fungi; Ascomycota; Sordariomycetes; Sordariales; Podosporaceae
Exons: 4
Coding region: 943-1926 (327 amino acids)
Source: RefSeq, a predicted model, not a curated record